This is a messenger RNA of Neltuma alba, 459 nucleotides long. Its product is annotated as E3 ubiquitin ligase complex SCF subunit sconC-like. The transcript has a single exon. The coding region runs from base 1 to 459 and encodes 152 amino acids. Lineage: Eukaryota; Viridiplantae; Streptophyta; Magnoliopsida; Fabales; Fabaceae. The record is from RefSeq and is a predicted model, not a curated record. Gene Ontology annotation, biological process: ubiquitin-dependent protein catabolic process.
AUGGACUUGACCGUCUCUAUGAGAGUGGUUCAUCGAGAUGAAAUUCCUUUAAUAAGGAAGAGAUGGUUGUCGCUGGUGCCGUCGUCGCUGAAGAUUGUUACGUUGAUAAGCAGCUGUGGUGAUGAGAUUGGCAUAGCCAUCAGCGCCGAAGAGGCAUCGAAGCUUGCCGCCGAUGUUGGUGUUUCCGGGGGCGAGGAGGUCCGAUUAUACAAUAAAGUGAACACCACAACGUUGUCAAAAGUCAUAAGAUACUGCAGGAGACUUGAUCGUCCUGAGGCUGGCGUGGAUGUUGGCUUGCUGUUCAACAUGCUGCUGGCGGCGCACAAUCCGGAAGUCACAGGCAUGUUAGAAUCAUCUUGUGAGACUGUGGCCCACAUGAUGAAGGGCCAAACUCCAGACCAGAUUCGACGUGCUUUUAAUAUAAACAGUGCCUUCGCUCCUCGAUUCUCGGCACCAUGA